This is a messenger RNA of Drosophila hydei, 2513 nucleotides long. It is a transcript of the gene Dhit, whose product is annotated as regulator of G-protein signaling 17. NCBI's taxonomy places the organism in Eukaryota, Metazoa, Arthropoda, Insecta, Diptera, Drosophilidae. The coding region runs from base 936 to 1763 and encodes 275 amino acids. The transcript is spliced from 8 exons. The record is from RefSeq and is a predicted model, not a curated record.
AGCAACUGUAUAGCUAUUUGAAAGCUUUUCCUUCAAUCAGCAGUCAGUCGCUAGCCUUUGCCCAUGUGAAGAGAAACGUUUGCACUUGUGCUCGUGCCGUCGUCGUCGGUCGUUGUCGUCGAGGAUUUUGGGUUUUGGCUAUCAGAGCGCGCACACACACACACAAAUACGAAAUAAAAGAACCAAAAAAAUAGCAAAGAAAUUCACACGUAUAGAAAAAAGCGCAGCAGUGAAAAUGAAACGGCAAUAAUGUGGUAAAACCAAAGCCCUCCCCUUCCCAAAAACAAAAAAAAAAUGAAAAAUAAAUAAAAAAAAUAUGGCAAGUGUCGAGCUAUAGAAAAAUGCCAAAAAUGUGAGAAAUAUUGGAAUAUGAGAAUCCAACAAUUUAACGAAUAUAAAAGAAAUCAAAGGAACAGAAGCAGAGCCCAAAAGGCAGAGGCAAAUAUUUCUCUGCAUAUGCAUGUAAAAACUAAAAAAAAAAUAGAAUAAUUCGGAGAACAACAACAAGAACAGAAACUACAACAAGAACAGCAACAACAGCUACAACAGCCAGAGCAGCAGCAAUAAAAUCAAGAGCGUGCAAGGCGCGAGAGUCAAAGCACAAGCAAAAGCACUCGAUAAAAAGUUAUUAGCGAAAACAUAAAUACGUAACUUGCUCUCUGGACUCGCGCUCCCUCUCUCUCUCACUCUCCUUCACUCUCUCACUGUCACAAAAAGGGCGCCCAACGCCAACGCCAACGCGCAGCCCAACUGUUCUGCGAGGGUGUAUGUGUGUGUGUGUGGGGGAGAGGCAGAACGAGACGGACAGUAGGUAGGUCAGUGGCAGUGGGCGGCAGCCUAGCAGCAGUGCCAGCGCCAGCGGCAGCGGCAGCUGUGGCAGCUACGCCAACGCCAAAGCCAAACGCCAACAUCAACUGUAAAUUGCAAAGGGCAGCAUGUCCUGCACCGUUUCCGAACUGCCCAGCGGCUGUCGCUUGCGCGGCAUGAAUGCAUCCUCACAAAACGCAGCUGCGGCCAACAAUGGCAACGGCAAUGGCAGCGGGGACAGCGUCGGAGUUGGAGCUGGCAGCGCCACAGCGGGCGUUGGCGGUAACAGCGGCACAACGGGCACUAGCACAACGCUGCAGGGCAGCGUGAGCGCUACAUCGAAUGUGCUGCAGGAGUCAAAUGCGCCGCUGCAGCGGCCGCAAACACAGAAGCCAUGCUGCUUUUGUUGGUGUUGUUGUUGUUCCUGCUCCUGGGCUAAGUGUCUUGCCAUCAAGAAUGCGGAUGAAAAUGCGCCCACCAAACGUGAUCUCGUUAACGCCGAAUUCCUAGAUGGCGAUCAACCCACAUUAGAAGAAAUACGUAGUUGGGGUAAAAGCUUUGAUAAACUAAUGACGAAUUCAAAUGGCCGCAAAGUCUUUCGUGAUUUUCUGCGCAGCGAAUUCAGUGAGGAGAACAUCCUGUUCUGGUUAGCCUGCGAGGAUCUGAAAAAGGAGAACAGCGCCGAGGUGGUCGAGGAGAAGGCGCGCCUGAUAUAUGAGGAUUAUAUAUCGAUACUAUCGCCGCGAGAGGUGUCGCUCGAUUCGCGAGUGCGUGAGAUUGUUAAUCGCAAUAUGAUUGAGCCGACGACUCGCACCUUUGACGAAGCUCAAAUACAAAUCUAUACGCUGAUGCACAGAGACUCAUAUCCCAGAUUCCUAAACUCGCAAAAGUUCAAGACACUCGCUCAAAUGCAAGACAAUUCGAAUGCCGGCUCCAAGGCGGAUAGUCCCACUUAGAAUGUUAUUUAACCAUUUUCGGACUUUCAUUUAACUUUAGAAUUCUUUAUUAUUUGUUCGGUUAGUCCUUAGGGUCUAAGCGACAGCUGUAGCCGCUGUCCUGCCGCCGUUCGCUCAGCUCUUAUUUAAAACAAAAGAAGUUAUAUAGAAGCAAUAUGUCAUACAAACUACAUGAAUAAAACUAAUUCCAAAAGUGAACUAUAUAUAUAUAUAUACAUAUAUAUAUAUAUAUAUAUAUAUAUGUUAGCUGGCGAUCGGUGGAAGCAGCGGCAACAGUUGCGACUUGCUCUAAGUCAGAUAGAUACCAUAUAUAUAUAUAGGGCAACGCAACAACCAACUUAGACGAUAUAUGAUGCAUUAUGUGAAACCGAUUCCUUCUUUACAAUGUUCUAGUCGUUAACAAGAAACCAAAAGAAAAACCAAACUAGGAAAUUUAUAUAAAAGAAAAGAAAAGAAAAGAAAACUUAGUUGUUAAACUUAAACGCGGGCAACGGGUUAGAUAAUACACACUAUAUAUAUAUCUAUAUAUACAGCAGGCAUUUCUAGGGAGAAACUUUAAGAAGCAGAUAUAAGUUAAAUAUUUGUAUAAUGUAUAUUAGUUUGUAUUGUCUGGCCCAGUCUGGUACCCAGUCUACAGAUUGCGAAACAAUUAGCAUUAUAUUGUAAUAAUUGUUUAUACUAAGACGUAUUAAUCAAAUUGAAACAAAACAAAAACAAAAACAAACUUUAACGCAAAUACUUUUCCAAAAA